Messenger RNA from Pantherophis guttatus, 5412 nucleotides. It is a transcript of the gene GRK6, whose product is annotated as G protein-coupled receptor kinase 6. NCBI's taxonomy places the organism in Eukaryota, Metazoa, Chordata, Lepidosauria, Squamata, Colubridae. The record is from RefSeq and is a predicted model, not a curated record. Gene Ontology annotation, biological process: protein phosphorylation; regulation of signal transduction; signal transduction. Gene Ontology annotation, cellular component: cytoplasm. Gene Ontology annotation, molecular function: G protein-coupled receptor kinase activity; ATP binding.
UGAACGUGAGCGGUCGGGUGGGAAGAGGUUGACAGCAGCGGCGGCGGCGGCGGCGCCUCGGGCUGGCUGGCCCCAAUGGAGCUGGAGAAUAUCGUGGCCAACACUGUGCUGCUCAAGGCGCGCGAGGGUGGAGGUGGGAAUCGGAAGGGCAAGAGUAAGAAAUGGCGUCAAAUGCUGCAGUUCCCACAUAUCAGCCAGUGUGAAGAUCUUCGGCAUACAUUGGAGCAGGACUACCGCAGUUUGUGUGAUAAACAGCCAAUUGGACGUCUGCUGUUCCGACAGUUUUGUGACACGCGACUAGAACUCAUGCGCUGUGUCAAGUUCCUGGAUGCUGUGGCCGAAUAUGAAGUGACCCCGGAUGAGAAACGGAAAGAAUGUGGGAAGCAUCUGAUUGAAACAUAUUUGAAUCCUAAGAGUGCGGACCAUGUCCCUGAAGUGCCCUUGGAGCUAGUGAAUCUGUGUUCUGAACAACUGGAACAGGAACCAAGUGAAGAACUCUUUAAGGAAUCUACCAAGCUCAUCCAUGACUACCUUAGCGUGGCACCUUUUGCAGAUUAUCUUGACAGCGUUUAUUUCAACCGCUUCCUGCAGUGGAAGUAUCUGGAAAGGUGGCAUAUAACCAAGAACACUUUCCGUCAAUACCGUGUGCUGGGGAAGGGAGGCUUUGGAGAGGUUUGUGCUUGCCAGGUGCGGGCCACCGGAAAGAUGUACGCCUGCAAGAAGCUUGAGAAAAAGCGGAUAAAAAAGCGGAAAGGGGAAGCCAUGGCCUUAAAUGAGAAGCAGAUACUGGAGAAAGUGAACAGUAGGUUUGUAGUGAGUUUGGCCUAUGCCUAUGAAACAAAAGAUGCUCUCUGCUUGGUGCUGACUCUCAUGAAUGGUGGAGACCUGAAGUUCCACAUCUACCACAUGGGAGAAGCAGGAUUUGAAGAGCCAAGGGCUGUUUUCUAUGCGGCUGAAAUCUGCUGUGGCUUGGCAGAUCUCCACCGAGAGAGGAUAGUUUACAGGGACUUGAAGCCAGAGAAUAUUCUACUGGAUGACCAUGGUCACAUCCGUAUUUCUGACCUGGGACUAGCUGUUCAUGUUCCAGAAGGACAGACAAUAAAAGGUCGGGUUGGAACUGUUGGCUACAUGGCUCCUGAAGUUGUGAAGAAUGAACGGUACACAUUCAGCCCAGAUUGGUGGGCUUUCGGAUGCCUGCUCUAUGAGAUGAUUGAGGGCCAGUCUCCAUUCCAGCAGCGCAGGAAGAAGAUCAAGCGUGAAGAAGUGGAACGUCUGGUGAAGGAAGUCCAGGAAGAGUAUUCCGAGAAGUUCUCACCUGCCUCCCGCUCCAUGUGUUCCAUGCUCUUGUGCAAAGACCCCUUGGAACGGCUGGGGUGUGGAGGGUCCGGUGCUCAAGACGUGAAAGACCACCCUCUGUUUAAACAUCUGAAUUUCAAGCGACUGGAAGCUGGGAUGCUGGACCCACCUUUUAAACCUGAUCCCCAAGCUAUUUAUUGCAAAGAUGUCCUGGAUAUUGAGCAGUUUUCCACAGUCAAAGGGGUAGAGUUAGAACCAACGGACCAUGAUUUCUAUCAUAAAUUUGCAACAGGAAGUGUCCCUAUUCCCUGGCAAAAUGAGAUGAUAGAUACAGAAUGUUUCAAGGAGCUGAAUGUAUUUGGUCCAGAUGGCAUCAUACCUCCUGAUCUGGACUGGAAAGGGCAGCAGCCUCCCCUGCCCAAAAAGGGCCUGCUCCAGCGUCUCUUCAGCCGACAGGACUGUUGCGGGAACUGCAGUGAAAGUGAAGAGGAACCAACUCGCUUAUGAGCUGAUUCAGAAAAGAAGGCCCUCGCUUACAGUCGAACACAUGCCACCACCAGCAUGUGUGCAGCUCGUUGUUUCAGGCUGGCAGCAGAUUCUCACCCCAGAAGGGAAGUGUUCGAAGGCCGGGCGGAAGAGGAACCUCUGCAGAAACCUUCCGUGUACUGCUAGGGAGCUGUCUGUCUUGCUACCACUCUUUCAUGAUGAGAGAGUGUUGGUGGCAGGAGUGACUAUGGAAUAUCCCAGGGCUGGCCCUGACCCCAGUUUUUGACCUGCUCAUCUGCUGGUGUUUGUUUGUUUGUUUGUUUUUUAAAAAAUAUUUAUAUUACUAUAAAUGUGAAUGUAUGUAUAAAACAUACGUACAUUCUUAAUGAUUGGAAAAAGGGUCCUUCUGUAUUUCUCUCUGCACUUCCUUCUCUAGCCCAUCAUCACUGCUUCAUCUUACUGAUGAGCCUGCGCCAGCCUUCCGCUGGACAUGAUGAUUUGAAGAUGCUAAGGUGUGGCAGGUAAAAUGAGAGCGCUGCCAUGGCUGUUAUAUCUGAUCUGCAAGGACAACCGUCUCUGCACAUGUCUUCUUCUCUCUUAGCCAAACCCUCCCCCCCCACCCCCAUUGUAAGCUGUUGACUUGGUAUGUUAUCCCAAGGCACUGUAGAAAUGAUGGCAAGUUUUAAGUUUCCCUUUGAAUUUGCAGAUACGUCUAUCAUUUAGGCAGCAAUCAUUGAUUUUUCUUGGAUGACAAUCUCUGAAUUUUAUCUUGGGAACUUGGCUUAAUGAGAAUAACAAAUUCUAGAAUAUCAAGAAUAGUUCCAUUGCUAAUGGAAGUACACUGGUUUCUGGCUUUAUUUCUGUUUUGGAACUCCAAUUGGGAUUGAUAUAAUCGAAUAGAGUGUGAAAAGUGUUUAUAUCUCCUCUUCCCAGCCUUCAUGGGAAACUAAGCCCACCCUUUUUCUUCUUCUUUCUCCUUCCCUUUCUUGUAACACAUUGUCCUCUUUCCCCUCCAGGAAAAAAAAAUGAUUCCAUUAACGUUAGUCCUGAUUGAUUUGCAAAUUGCCAGCUGUACUCAUGAAAGCAAAUACAUAUUCCUUAGCCUAGAAGCUCUUGAGCAGAGAACCAAGCUACGUUGAAGUGGGAGGUUUGAGAUCAGAUCUUUCGACAUCUUCAUCUGUCUUGGAAAGCAGUUAGAAGUCUUUAAUUUUUGGAGCAACACUGCUGAGUUAAUCAUGUUCGCUUGCGCAACUUCCUCAUUCACAUUUGCAAUUCCCAAACUGCUGUUAGGCUUGCAAUUGAUUAAAUUGUUAGGGGAAGGGAUUAACAAGCCCUUCUCCUGUCACGCAGAGGGGCAAAUGCAGCUUUGGAGGAUGAAUUAAUUUGCCCUUUGGCCAAGAGCACAGUAAAAGCGAGAGAUCCAAAGACAGAUGCCCUGGAGCUCCUUACCCAAAGUCCUGAUCCACUUUCCAUAUGGAAUCUCUCGUAUGUGGUCUUCCAUGACUUGGAGCCCUGGGCCCACCCAGUACUGCACUUGUGCCUUCAUGAUGCUCCCCUGAGCAGGCCUCAUUCAGUCCUGCUUAAUGCUGGGAUUAAAAUGUUUCUAGUCUUAUCCUUGACCCCUGUCCAGAGGGCAAAUCGUCCAUCUCCCCACAGUUAUUUCCAGCCUUGUGCUGUACUUGUGCAGCUGCCUUGUUUUGGGACAGGUUAACUCCAUUUUAUCGUUCACUAGUGGUACCUCACGCUAGUAUGGCAUUGUACUGGCAAUACUGAAACUACUCUUACUGUGUUAAUUGUUAAGUACUGACUUGUCAUUGCUGUGGUACAGAAGGAGAUGGCGUGAAUACAUUCAUAGGUGCUGAACAAUCUCCUGGCGAUGCACUCUUAAGAAUGUGAACAUCAACCAUCCUGCCUUUCAGUUAUAAAGAGCAGCCACCUUGCACAACUUACCUGUGUGUCUGACUGCUUUGGUUACUGCCUUUUACCCUUGGCCACUCUCUCCACUUCUUGAUGCCUCUGAGACUGUUUUUCACAGUCUAGUAGUAGAUUUACCGUCUUAAUUUUUCCCUUGGAAUUUCUAGCAGAAUAUUGUAUGACCUCCUCAACAUGAGUGUGUACGCAUUUUGUCUUUCUUUUACUCUUUCCCUUAACUUGAUCCUUCUUUCAAAAUUCAUUCUGGCCAUCUGAAAUUGUGUGGUUUUUUUUUUUUUUUAAAGAAAAUGGUUGAGAAUAUUCUGUAUGGAUUUAAAUGACUAAGCCUCAAGCAAUAUCUUAAAUCAGAGAGUAAGGUUAAAAAUAGAAAAGUAUGGUGCAAUCAUGCUUGCGUAGACGUUAGGGGAACAAGAGUUGCAGAUCUAUUACAGGGAAUCCCAGUAUUUAAAUUUCUGUGUAUUGCACAAUUAGUAAUGUUGUCUAUAAUUUUAUCAUUUAAAUUGUGGUCGUUUUUGAAUUUUUUAAAAAUGUGAGUUAAGAUUUCUUAAAUGUACAUAUUGUAAAAACAUCAAUGAAAGAAACAGUUUCUCAAGUGUGGAAUUACUUGAUUUAAUAAAACUACUAUAUGUUGCUAAGAAGGAAAUUUCAUCUUUCUAGUUAAUUAAAUCUAGGAGUAUCAAUUACUUUCUGUAACUGUUUUAUAUUUUAAACAAUGUCCCCAUCAGACUAUAGAUGAUUCUAAAGUAAAAGAUUUAUUUGAUCAUAGGCCUAAGAGUAAAAAGCAAAGGCAGAGCAGCUUUGUUCUAAUACCAGUUUUGUAUUCUAGUUUCCAAUACAAGCUGAAAAAAUAAAGUUUUCAUCAAAUCUGGAAUUGGGGAAUAACCUGAAGUAGGAGGGUUCUUCUUGAGAACAAGGUUCCAAAUUAUUCACUAACCAGGAUUGUCUGCUCCAAGUGGCAAUGGUUCCCCAGGGGUCUCUCAGCUUUUACUUCCUUUUCUUCUUUAAGAACAGCUUCCAAAUACUGAAUCUGGUGUCCAGAGGUGUCCACAAGUGAUGUUGAGAAAUGUCAAGGUGGCACCCACAAUAGUUAAUGAAAGCAUUGCAUUUUUAUUAGUCAGUUUUUAUUAUUUUUUUAACCACACCCCCGUGGACCUACCUGCUAGAGUGUCUUGUAGGUAUCUUGUACCAACAACCUAUAGACUCGAGCCUCUAAUCUGACAGCCCCUCCAAUUAGACUAUCAACUAGCUAUUUGGUCUUUAUUUGAUUUAAUUUAAGAUUAGAACCAUAGUUAAUAUGCUGGAGAUCUGUCUUUCCCUUGUAUCUGUUUUCAGGCUUAUGCCCUGCCAAUAUAUAGUAGAAGCCAGAUGCUCUAAAAUUAGGAACAGUUUUAUGUUUUGUGCUCAUUUCUCUCUUUUUUCCCCCCUGCAUGAUUGCUAAAACUCUGGUUUCAUUGGAAUAGUCUCUCUCUCUCCCACUCUCUCUCUCUCUCUCUUUCCCACUCACUCACUCUCCCCUCUCCCUCCUCCCCCGUCUCUUUCUUCUUGACUUUUUGAGGGUUUAAAUUCUUUUUCUCCUUUCUUUUUAACCUAAUUUGCAGCUGUCUAUGUUUGUUUGGCUUUCCUUGCUGCUGUUUAAAAUUGUAUCUAUCUUUAGAUUCUCCUUCGUAAUAACAAUCUGCUUUAUCUUGGGUAUCAGCA